AUGGACACUGAGAAGUAUGGAACAUACAGCGCUGGGGAGAAGGUUGUUGUCACGGGGGCACCUACCCAUCGACAAUCACUCAAUGAUGAGCAGCUGUUGGCUGCCAUAGGGCACAAGCAACAGUUGCGUCGGGAAUUUUCAAUAUGGUCCCUUGGCUGCUUAUGUCUCUGCUUGAUGGCAACCUGGGAGGCCUUGUCUUCAGUUGUCGCGACUGCAUUGAUAAGUGGGGGUCAAUACCAUUGGGUCGCUGCCCUCGCUCCUGGGAAUAGUCGAGCUGUUGCCUCUUGGUUCACCGGCUGGAUUUCGAUCGGUGGUCAGAUUGUUCUCACCGCAUCUGCAGCCUUUGCCGGUGGAUUGCAGUUUCAAGCCCUCAUUACCCUGAAUCAUCCCGACAGCUACGUGCCUGAAAGAUAUCAGGGAAUGCUUUUCUACUGGCUCAUUAUUGCAUACAGCACAAUCGUCAAUAUAUGGGGCAUGAAAAUACUCCCGCAUACCAACCUUGCAUCAGGGGUAUUGCAUCUGGCAGGCUUCUUGGUGAUCACCUGUGUUGUUGGAGCACGAUCAGAGAAGCACUCGGCUCACUAUGUGUUCGUUGAAGUCUCAAAUAGCAGUGGCUGGUCGAGCGACGGUGUCGCCUGGUUGGUCGGUCUGCUGAGCUCGGUCUAUCCGUUCCUCGGGUAUGAUGCUGCGGCACACUUGUCUGAGGAGCUACCGCGCCCAUCAAGAAAUGUCCCCUUGGCGAUGGUGGGCUCUGUCGUCGCCAAUGGGAUAAUUGGAUUUAUCUAUUGCUUGGUCCUCCUCUUCUCACUCGGAGAUCUGACCACACUGCUCGAAUCGCCCACCGGAUUUCCGUUCAUGCAGCUCUUUCUCAACACAACGAAUUCUGCCGCAGGUGCCACGAUCUUGACCUUGAUUAUCUGCCUUAUCGCUACCGCAGCAAACGCGGCAGGGCUCACUUCUACUAGUCGAACUUUCUGGGCAUUCGCAAGGGAUGACGCGGCGCCGUUUUCAAAAUACUUUUCCCACGUUCACCAAAAGCUCGAAGUGCCGGUACGAAUGGUGGUGUUGGUGGCGGUGUUACAGGCUCUGCUCGGAUUCAUCUACCUUGGAAACACGACCGCAUUCAAUGCAAUUCUUUCGAUGGCCAUUAUAGGAAUGUAUCUCUCAUAUCUCCUUCCUAUUGUUUAUAUGCUGCUAUUUGGACGCCCCAAACUCUCACCAAGCGAAUAUGGGCCUUUCAAACUCGGGAAAGUGGGUGGUAUGGUGAUCAACGUCGUGGCUAUCUUGUGGCUCGUCUUUGCCAUGGUUUUCUCAACAUUCCCAAGUUUCCAGCCCGUGACGGCGCAGAAUAUGAAUUACAGCACGGUCGUUCUUGCAGGCUGGGUUGCAGGUGGUGCCGUAUACUAUUUCCUGGUUGCAAGGAAGAUUUAUCGUGGCCCUGUGGUUGAGACCGAGAGUGUGACUGUGGGGGAUUCGAAAUAA
This is a messenger RNA of Exophiala aquamarina CBS 119918, 1482 nucleotides long. RefSeq lists its product as uncharacterized. The coding region runs from base 1 to 1482 and encodes 493 amino acids. Gene Ontology annotation, biological process: transmembrane transport. The transcript has 3 exons. The record is from RefSeq and is a predicted model, not a curated record. Lineage: Eukaryota; Fungi; Ascomycota; Eurotiomycetes; Chaetothyriales; Herpotrichiellaceae. Gene Ontology annotation, cellular component: membrane. Gene Ontology annotation, molecular function: transmembrane transporter activity.